This is a messenger RNA of Cyprinus carpio (common carp), 1240 nucleotides long. RefSeq names its product transmembrane protein 176A-like. The record is from RefSeq and is a predicted model, not a curated record. Lineage: Eukaryota; Metazoa; Chordata; Actinopteri; Cypriniformes; Cyprinidae. Gene Ontology annotation, cellular component: membrane.
UCAACGUUGUGGAGUGAAGUCUAUGAGGAAGUCACUGCCAGGAAAAAUAAAAACUCCUCCUCCUUCAAAAAAAAAAAGCCCACAGAGAGACAUUUUCAAUCAUCUUUACUGAGCCUCACACGUGCCACACAAGGAGAGUUUAAGGUUUGGCCAUUGUUUCCUACUGAAAGAUUGAAGUCCAUCACUUCCAUCAGCAGCAUGACUCUGACAGUGUCUCAGGGUGAAGGACUGACGGUCAUCACCGUCACCUCAAACCCAAAGAGCAAAUGGCCCGUACUGUGUCAGAUUCUGGGUUUUCUCUGCUACAGUCCAGUGUGUUUCGUGUCUCAAGGAAUGAAAGGGAAGCUGAAAGAUGUCCACACAGCUCUUGGAAUUGUGCAGAUGAUAAUUGGUGUCCUCAAUAUUGUGGCUGGGAUUGUGCUUCAAUGCCUCGGGUCAUGGUUUACCAUGGGAAGAAUAGCCCAGGGACCCUUUUGGCUCGGAAGUAUGUUCCUUGUAGUUGGAAUUGUGUGCAUUCUUACAGCGAAGUUUCCCUCUUCUUGUCUGCUGAUAAUCGGGAUCAUUUUAAAUGUAGUCGGUGCUGCAUUGGCUAUCACAGCUGUUGUGCUGUAUUCAGUGGACCUUGCGAAUGAUCAUAUAUAUGAAAACUGUGAAACCAGCAGUUAUCAAUAUUCACGCUAUAAGGGAUAUGGUUAUCAUUACGACACGCCUUCCCCUGAAGAUACUAGGAGAAAAGAGAUGUGUCUGUACUACAAGAAUCUCAAUGAGAUGAUCCUCGGAGGACUAGAUAUCAUGAUGAUAGUGCUGUCGGUCCUUCAGAUCUGUGUGACCAUCAGUUUCUGUGUUGUGACUGGGAAAGCUUUGCGCAAAGAGGAUGAAGAUGUAAAGUCGGUGGAGGAUCCAGAACUUCACAAGCCGCUCCUGGAAGAUGUUACUGCUGGUGCUGUGUGACAAGAUAAACACACAUAAUAAUCAAACAGACUCUUUGUGCUUGUAAUCUAGUGGCAUUUUGUGUCUCAGUAUUGUAGUGAAAUGAUUUUAAGCAAAUCUCUCUACAUCCGCAACACCAUUAAAUUGCAUGUUGAUUUACACUUGUUUUUUUCCUUUUACAAAAAUGUCAUCGUUUAUCUUUCUCAUCGUGUAGAUUAGUGGGUGUCACCUUUAAUUAUCUUUUUAAAUUUAGUUGUGAUCUUUGGGACUGCUUGUUUAAAAAUAAAUGACUUCAGCACUUUGGCAUCAA